GCUGGUGGUGAUGGCGAUAGUGGAAGCAGUGGUGGAGGGGGAGGAGGAUGAAGGUGGAAAGCCAGUGGAGAAGGAGGAGGAGGAGGAAGAGGAGGAAGAGGAGGAAGAGGAGGAGGAGGAGGAGGAGGAGGAGGAGGAGGAGGAGGAGGAGGAGGAGGAGGAGGAGGAGGAGGAGGAGGAGGAGGAGGAGGAGGAGGAGGAGGAGGAGGAGGAGGAGGAGGAGAAGGAAGAAGGGGAGAAGAAAGAGGAGGAAGAGGAAAGGGAGGAGGAAGACGAGGUAGCCAAGCCAGUUGUAGAAGUCCUGCAGCAUCAGCAGCAUCAGCAGCACUAACCAGAACAGCUUCGCUGCCUCCCACUGC
This is a messenger RNA of Closterium sp. NIES-67, 359 nucleotides long. The record is from the annotation of a GenBank genome assembly. NCBI's taxonomy places the organism in Eukaryota, Viridiplantae, Streptophyta, Zygnematophyceae, Desmidiales, Closteriaceae.